Molecule: messenger RNA, 991 nt
Organism: Brassica oleracea var. oleracea
Lineage: Eukaryota; Viridiplantae; Streptophyta; Magnoliopsida; Brassicales; Brassicaceae
Exons: 3
Coding region: 119-802 (227 amino acids)
Cellular component (GO): intracellular membrane-bounded organelle
Source: RefSeq, a predicted model, not a curated record
AUUGCGGUUGAUGUUUCUGUUAUCUUCAUCCUCUCCUCUCUCCAGAAUCUCUAGUCCAAAGAGGGGAACCUCAUUCAUCAAUCAAUCUCUGGAUCCAAUAUCGUCUCUUCAUUAGAAGAUGGAUAACAAAGAGGAACAUGUGAAGCAUCAGAAUGAAUGGGAAGUCGUCUCCCUUACUUCAUCAGCUUAUGCUGCUUCUCCUGGUCCAUAUAACUCGAGAGAUGCUUACUAUGGAGCUGAAAAUUCACGUGAUUUGUUCAUGUCUGACCACUUUGUAUUCCCGCCUAGCCAGCAUGAGAAUUUACCCCUUGAUGAGGAAGAAAAAAAGGAUGGCCAAGGCUUGAUGCUGGAAGCUCAUCAAGGCUUGUCUGAUAAGAAUAUCUAUGGUGAACCUGCGCUUAGUUCUUCUCAACACAUGGUGUUUGAACACGAGUUAACUGACUCUGAGCCAAAUGAGUAUGCUGACAAGGACUUGGAUCCCCUUGGACUUGAGAAGGAUGCAACAAACAACCUUCCUUGCGAAGCUUGGUGGAGAAAGAGAGCUGUUUCUGUGUAUUUACGGACAAGAGAAGCGAAUGCGGUAUGGUCCUUAUUCUUUGCCGCUGCUGUCACUGGACUCGUUGUUCUUGGUCAACGCUGGCAACAAGAGAGGUGGCAGGUUUUGCAACUCAACUGGCAAUCAAGCAUAACUAGCGAGAAGCUGAGCAGGGUACUUGAACCUCUCUCACGCUUGAAAGACGUGAUUGUGAGAGGGAACCCACAAGCUUCUCUCCUAAGGAGUGGCACCUCUAGUGAGAUCUAGUGACAAAAGGAUAAUAUGUUGCUCACAAGAGCACAUGUUUAUAUAUACACACAAACUUGGUCUUGAUUUACAUAUGUGUGCCUCAAUGUCAAAACCCUUUUGGUUUUAUUUUACAUUAUCUUGUACCAUUUGAACAAUGAUCUCGUUGCCUUCUCGCAUACACAUAUACACUUGUUUCUUUUUGUUCAA